Molecule: messenger RNA, 1209 nt
Organism: Drosophila pseudoobscura
Lineage: Eukaryota; Metazoa; Arthropoda; Insecta; Diptera; Drosophilidae
Gene: slx1
Product: Nuclease slx1
Exons: 2
Coding region: 86-961 (291 amino acids)
Biological process (GO): double-strand break repair via homologous recombination
Cellular component (GO): Slx1-Slx4 complex
Molecular function (GO): crossover junction DNA endonuclease activity; 5'-flap endonuclease activity
Source: RefSeq, a predicted model, not a curated record
GGUAUAUUUCUGAGGGUCAGACCGUAAAUUCGAUCCGCGUUCACACUGAUUCCAAUCCAAAUGAACUCUUACGCCACACUUGAAGAUGCCGCCGCCGCCUGAGGAUGAAGCCAUCGCCCACAAGGGACAUUUCUAUGGCGUCUACUUGCUAUGCAGCCAGAGCCUCGAAUCGCGCUAUCGUGCAAAAUGCUAUGUGGGCUUCACCGUCAAUCCCAAGCGACGUAUCAAGCAGCAUAAUCGUGGCUGCGAUUUCGGUGGAGCGAAGAAGACCAGCAAGAAGGGGCCCUGGCAGAUGGUCAUGAUUGUCCAUGGCUUUCCCAACAAUAUCUCGGCCCUGCAGUUCGAGUGGGCCUGGCAGCAGCCCACGCUCUCCACCCGCUUGAAGAUCUUUCCCGAUCUGAAGCGCAAGAAGCCCAAGGAGACGCAUUUUGAUUACAAUUUUAGGAUUCUCAAUCGCAUGCUGAGCGUGGGGCCGUGGCAUCGUCUGGCACUCACCAUCCGCUGGCUGGAAACGGACUAUGAGCGUGCGUUUGACCUGCCGAUACCCUGCCACAUGGAGAUUGUCAGCGGAAAGGUGUCCAUCUCCGCCUCGCAGCGUAAACUGGAGGAGGCUACCGGUACUGCUCCGCCUGUUGCCUGGGCCCACGAGUGUCACCUCUGCAUGCAAAGCAUCGAACAGCCGGAGCGUUCACGGCUAGGCUGCACCAAUCCCACUUGCCGGCUGACCUGCCACAUGCUGUGCCUCGCCAGCUAUCUGCUGGGCGAUGAGCCCGGCCAAUACAUACCCAUUGGUGGCGAGUGUCCGCUGUGCGAGACCCGACUCAGUUGGUCCGCCCUGCUGCAGCGGAAACGUCUCCAGCUGGGAGUGCCCGAGGAGAUGCAUGACAACGAAGAGGAGGACCUGAGCGAUGAUGGGCCCGAUGUGGACAGCGAUGUAGAGGUCCAAGAAUUCAGUGAUUAAUGUGAUGUCCUGUCUUAGUAUUUUACGAGGAUUUUUAACAGAAAACCCAUCGACGGUAAAAUAGCGCUGUAAAAGUGUCAGUUAGAUUAGAAAUGUGGACUUUUAGUUUGAAUCUCAUUUUAAUCAGCUUCUCCCAUGGUGGGGGGCCCUUGCCGAUAAAAAAAACGUUGGUAAAAUCAUAAAUAUCGUUAAAAGCUCAAGCAAUAUUUGUUUAUUUAUAUAUAAAUAAUGUUUGUAAUAUAUCCCCA